This is a messenger RNA of Gossypium raimondii (Peruvian cotton), 3321 nucleotides long. RefSeq names its product golgin candidate 5. The record is from RefSeq and is a predicted model, not a curated record. Lineage: Eukaryota; Viridiplantae; Streptophyta; Magnoliopsida; Malvales; Malvaceae.
AGCAAAAAGUAGAUCGACCCCCCGCAAUUUCUUUCCGCUUCUUUCCUCGAUCCACCGAACUUUUCUUUCACUCUGUAAGCCAAAACUCUUCUUUAAAAAUAAAAAAAUCUGACUUGCGCAUUUUCUUUCAGGGUUCCUUAUGUGCUUGAAUCGGUGGAUUUGAGUUUUCAGAUCUAGUUGUUUUUGGUAUUUAUUGUUUAAAAAAAGAUGGCUUGGUUCAGCGGGAAGGUGUCCUUAGGGGGCUUUCCUGAUCUUGCUGGGGCAGUCAAUAAGCUCCAAGAGAGUGUGAAGAAUAUUGAGAAGAACUUUGAUACAGCUCUCGGGUUUGAGGAGAAGUCUGAAUCAAGCAACAAUGAAGCCUCAGGAUUGUGGUCUUCAGAAAGAAAACCACUAUUUGAUCCAGUUCUGGCCUUUAUGGGUCAGAAAAGUGAGGAGAGUGCUGCUGAAUCAUCUGGAAAACUUGAAUCUUCACAUGCUCCACCCGAAGCUGAGGAAAAAGAAAAGGCUGAAACUGACAGGUCUGUUCAUUCUCAUGUGAAAACCACUGUUGAAGAAGAUAAACAAGCUGAUGAGUUAGAAAAAGAUAACGAACAUUUAGAGACUGUGAAUAGAGAAGAUACUGCAACUUUGGACCCCUGUAAAGCUGAAUCUGAAUCUGAAUCAGAAACAGUUUCUGCAGAGCCUUCUGAAUCUGUCAGUAUGAAUGUUGAUUCAUCAGAUUCUCCAGACAAUGAACAACAGAAAGAAAGCACAGAUGUAGUACCUUCUGCAGGUUCUGACUCCAGGGAAGCCAAACUAGAUACUGCAGAGGUAAGCCCAGUUGAGGUUGCUGAGCCUGUGCUAGCUGAGUCUAGUACUGCUGUAGACAUGCAUGAAACUAAUGAACAAAAGACACAAAUGAACGAGAUUUUAGAGAAAGGUUCUCCAAUUAAAUCUGAGGAAUCUAGUGAUAGCCAAGCUGAUGCUGGCAAUGGCCCUGAUGAACCGACGCCCUCAAGUUCAAAUUCUGUUGUCGUUGAGGAGACUAAAAGUGCCCAGGCACUUCUGUCUCCCACUGAACUGGUUUUUCUUGAAAAUGAUGAAAGUGCUAAAACAGUUGAAGUGGACCGGCAGAUUAAUGAUGGUGAAGCUGAUGCUAAAGAAGAGUUACGCUUGAGUUCUGCAGCUGCCACAUCUGACUCUGCAGAUACUAUCCAUGAACUGGAGAAGGUGAAGAUGGAAUUGAAAAUGAUGGAAUCCGCAUUGCAAGGUGCUGCAAGACAAGCUCAGGCAAAAGCUGAUGAAAUUUCUAAGCUCAUGAAUGAGAAUGAGCAGCUUAAAGCUGUAAUUGAGGAUUUGAAGAAAAAAUCCAAUGAAGCAGAAAUGGAGUCUUUGCGAGAGGAAUAUCAUCAAAGGGUUUCGACUCUUGAAAGGAAGGUUUAUGCCUUGACUAAAGAAAGGGAUACUCUUCGAAGAGAGCAGAAUAAAAAAAGUGAUGCUGCUGCUCUUUUGAAGGAAAAAGAUGAAAUAAUUAAUCAAGUCAUGGCUGAAGGUGAAGAGCUUUCAAAGAAGCAGGCUGCUCAAGAAGCUCAAAUCAGGAAAUUGAGAGCUCAGAUUAGAGAGCUCGAAGAGGAGAAGAAAGGCCUGACUACAAAGCUUCAGGUUGAAGAGAACAAGGUAGAGAGUAUCAAAAAGGACAAAACUGCUACAGAGAAGUUGCUACAGGAAACAAUUGAAAAACACCAAGCAGAACUUGCAGCUCAGAAAGACUUUUAUACAAAUGCUCUAAAUGCUGCAAAGGAGGCUGAAGCACUAGCAGAGGCACGUGCCAACAAUGAAGCCAGAACUGAACUGGAGAGUCGAUUAAGAGAGGCUGAAGAACGUGAAGCCAUGCUAGUACAGACGCUUGAAGAGUUAAGACAAACCUUAAGCAGAAAGGAGCAGCAGGCAGUAUUUCGAGAAGACAUGCUUCGCAGGGACAUCGAAGAUCUUCAAAAACGUUAUCAGGCAAGUGAACGUCGGUGUGAGGAGUUGAUUACACAAGUGCCUGAGUCUACAAGACCUCUUUUAAGGCAGAUCGAAGCCAUGCAGGAAACAACUUCCAGAAGAGCAGAAGCUUGGGCUGCAGUGGAGAGAUCUCUAAACUCUCGUCUCCAGGAAGCAGAGGCAAAAGCUGCUGCUGCUGAAGAGAGAGAGCGGUCUUUGAAUGAUCGCUUAUCUCAAACCUUAUCUCGAAUUAAUGUUCUUGAAGCUCAGAUUUCAUGUCUUAGAGCGGAACAAACACAGAUAAGCAGGUCCCUUGAGAAAGAGAGACAGAGAGCUGCUGAGAAUAGACAAGAGUACCUUGCAGCGAAGGAGGAAGCAGAUACUCAAGAAGGUCGGGCAAGCCAGCUUGAGGAAGAAAUUAGGGAACUAAGACGGAAACAUAAGCAAGAGUUACAAGAUGCUUAUGUGCAGCAGGAACGUCUACAGCAGGAAGUAGAAAGGGAGAAAGAUGCUCGGUUAGAUAUGGAAAGGACAACGCAUGUGCGUUCUAUGGCUAUAUCUGAGCAAGCUCCAAUGGCAAGGCACAAUUCUGCUUCGGAGAAUGGAAGCUUGUCCCGGAAACUCUCUACUGCUAGCAGCCUAGGAAGUAUGGAGGAAAGCUAUUAUCUGCAGGCAUCUUUGGACUCAUCUGAUGGUUUCUGAAAGAGAAAUAUUGGAGAGGCAACAUUAAGUCCGCUCUACAUGAAGAGCAUGACACCCAGUGCGUUUGAAUCUGCCCUUCGUCAGAAGGAGGGUGAACUUGCAUCCUACAUGUCUCGUUUGUCUUCCAUGGAAGCUAUCCGUGACUCCUUAGCCGAGGAGUUGGUGAAAAUGACGGAACAGUGUGAAAAGUUGAAGGCAGAGGCAGCCACACUGCCUGGAAUCCGGGCAGAGCUAGAAGCCUUGAGGCGGAGACAUACUGCUGCACUGGAGCUAAUGGGCGAGCGUGAUGAAGAGCUAGAGGAACUCCGAGCUGACAUUGUAGACUUGAAGGAAAUGUAUAGAGAGCAAGUAAACUUGCUUGUGAAUAAGAUCCAAAUAAUGAAUUCUUCGGCGGGUAAUACAUACUAGGCAUAUUCUUUUUUUUGGUGUGAUAAUUUCCAAGAAAUUAUGAGCAUGAUAUACUUGUAGCAGAUGAUGUUAAAAAAAUUUUGUUCUUAAAACUUACUGGUUCAAAGAUGUGGUUUUAUUGCGAGCAUUUGGUUAAUUGAGAGAUUCAGGGAGCAAUAGCGUCCCCUUGAAAGAUUUUUCUACUUUGUUGUAUAGGACAAAUCUUUUCUACUUCCUAGCCAACAUAAAAAUCGAUUUUAUUGCCUA